GGCUCAACGAAUCUGAAUCAUGAUUGUCGUCAUGAUUUUUAUCGUCAGUUGUGAACGAAUCUCGUUUUGGGGCGGUACGUAAGUAGUCGUAAACCAGUCGUAGAUGAACAUGAUCACCAUCACACCUCCUUUAUUUUCACGUCAGACGCGACAAGAUCUUCGUCUUUUUGCUUCUCCUCUCUCUGAUCCGGAAGAUCGCCAAUUUGUCUGUGGUCGUUGAGGUGUCGCAUUUUUGAACGAACGGUACGCGCCUAAGAACGCAGUUUUCGUUUUCAAUGUUUCUCUUGCGAUCCCGAAAGAUGAAGUGAAAUUGCAGUCGUGUCCUUUUUUUUGUUUGAAUUUUUUGUGGUUUUUCUGUUUUGUGUGUACUUGAGAACGUAUCUGUAUCCUAGUUUGUUUCAAGCUUUGAGCAUCUUAUUUACUUUGGAAAACAACAAUGCCGGAUUUCGGGUCUAGUUCUGCCAAGGCACACGGUGCCAACUACAUGGACGACAGUGUCAUGGUAAGAUUUUCAUUUUGUUUCUCGUCUCUCUUUUGUUUUUUGUAUUAGUAUCGUCUUACAAGAAAAUUUAAAUUAGACACGAUGCAAAGGAAUCGCUCCUAUGUUGGUUAGGUUAAUAUUAUGCAAAAACACACAUGCAUCAACAACAACAACAUACAGCAAACAACCGCCCGGGAGCGAAAACUGCGGGAAAACGACAUCGAGCGAUGCCCGUUUUUGUACUCCACGGCGUCUUUUUCGCAGACCUACAGUAUGGAGGCCGACGACGAUCCGGGUCCGGGCACGUACGACGUGACGGACGCGUCCGCCGCACUGGGGCCCCAGUUUUCGUCCAUGAAGCACACCGCCCCACGGGUGCCCAUCCUCGAGAAGCACGAGUCCUCCUGGGCGAAGGUCUUUAUCAGUCGGGCCGCCUCCGAUGCCGCCGGGCGAGCGAAGGAAACCCCGGGACCGGGCACCUACGCAGUGCAGGUGGAAUCCAUUCCGGCCACAACAGGGGUACGAUUUGGUCACGCGGCGCGACCAGAGCCGGGUUACACGAGCGACGGUCCCGGACCUAUCUACGAUGUGCGCGGAAACCCAAGAGAGCAGGGCGUCUCGGCGUUUUCUGCAUCGGAUCGGUACUACAGCAGAUUUGCAUUUGGAUUCCGUUGCUCUUGUGCCGCAUAAAGGUAGUGCUUGAAGAUCAUGAUGCUCCUUCGUCUAAGUGCUGCUUUUUGCACCAUUGACGUCGAAUUAAGAUCUCUUGUUUCUAACUUGUUAUCAAUAAAUACCAGAUGGGCGAGCGGCCCGUCGGACAGGAGCUAUCUCGGACCCGGUGAGUACGGUGCGGGCGAGAGUUUCACGGGUCGAAUGCGAAAAGCAAAAUCUUUCGCGGAGGGUCGCGACAAGUGGGAGAAGGUGGUCUUUCCGGGCUGCGAAAAAGUCUUCCUCGGCCGUGCCAGUCUCGGACCCGGAAAAUGCCAUGCAUUUCAAAGUAUACAAAUUUACGGUUGAGGAUGUCUUCACGCAAUCAUGUCAAGUUCGCUUCGCUUCCUUCUUCUUGUCCUACUUGUGUUUUUUCUUCUAAAAUCGAGAUCCAAUUCGCAAACUCCUAAACAGCCGGCGGCAAGACGGCUCCGUUCUGCAAGGCGGGGCGCGAAGGUCCGGGUGGCAUGUGGGAGGGGCUCAAGCGGAAGGGCGAGAUCCCAGGACCCGGGGCGUACAAGGUCGGUGGGCCGAAGCACAGCAUUUUCAACAGCAAAUCCGCCUUCAACUUCGGAAAGCCGCCACCUGCUGCGCGGUUGAACUGGAAGCGCCAAGUUUACGAGACCGCCUCCUGGUCGAGACUGGCCAUGUCGAAAAACGAAAAAUCGCAAGCACGCGGAUGAGGUGACAGCGAGGAGAAGAAAAUAAAGCGAGCUUGAUUAUCGAAGUUUUUUGUUAUUGUUUGCAUCCAAAGUUACAGGAGUUUGCUCAUCCUAUUACUAAUUGUUCUGUUUGAUUGACACUGAAAAAUGUAAAAUGUUUGCACAAGUUUGACGAUUUUCGUUUGUUUUGUUUUGAUUGACAAUUUGCACACUAUUUGAUUGACAACUCUUUGAUCAGCCAGAUUCACAUCCACUGUAAUGUUUCACUUUGAAUAAAUUUGACGGUACUUGAACCUAGUUUCACAACAGUCGAAUAUCGGUGUACAAAAUUUCAAAAUUGAGAAGUUUCGAAACUUGUAGAUUUAGGUGUUGACCUCCACGACGGCAGAUGCAGUAGAAAAUGUACAGCUUUGUGGCGUGCCUGCGUGGCUGGUGGAGAAAGUGGGUUCAUAAAAGGUUGUGGCCCUCGUCCAGGUCGAGCCACCAGUCUCCGCGAUCUCGUUGACUUACUUUUCAUCUUCUACUGCCCUUUUGUUUGAUUCCAAUUGAUCACAUUUCACACACCACUCAUUCCUGUAGUUCUUGUUUGAUUGUGACGAACAUCCUGUACACCAGUUUUUUAGUGCCUAGCAAGAAGAGGAACGAUCAGCGUGAUGAUGUUACUCUGCUUUCAAAACUUUUGAAGAAAUAUAGAGCAGCGAAUUUGAGCUGCAUCACCAAUAACCUGUACACUACAAAGCCAAAGAAAGUAUCGCAACUACG
Molecule: messenger RNA, 2613 nt
Organism: Amoebophrya sp. A120
Lineage: Eukaryota; Dinophyceae; Syndiniales; Amoebophryaceae
Source: the annotation of a GenBank genome assembly